Messenger RNA from Lutra lutra (Eurasian river otter), 1422 nucleotides. It is a transcript of the gene CLDN14, whose product is annotated as claudin 14. The transcript has 3 exons. Gene Ontology annotation, biological process: cell adhesion; bicellular tight junction assembly. NCBI's taxonomy places the organism in Eukaryota, Metazoa, Chordata, Mammalia, Carnivora, Mustelidae. The record is from RefSeq and is a predicted model, not a curated record. Gene Ontology annotation, cellular component: bicellular tight junction; plasma membrane. Gene Ontology annotation, molecular function: structural molecule activity. The coding region runs from base 373 to 1086 and encodes 237 amino acids.
UCAAUUAUUCAUCGCUCGCCGCGCGCUUCGCUCUCGGGGCCACCCGCGGGCCGCUCGGGCCCCAGCGCCGGCGGCUCUCCGGGGCUCACCCUGCUUCCCGCCUCCCGGGACCGCAGGGGCGCCGCAGUGAUCCAGCUACCGACCCCUGCGCGGUCAUGAGCCGGUGCGAAGUCGCCCAGCACCGGGGCUGCAAGACCCAGCAAUCUGGACACAAGCCAAGAAGUCAAGAACUGUUGACACCGACGUCUCCACUCUCCUACUGACACCAGCGACCACCCAGCCCAGUGCAACCAUAUGGCCUCUUGUUUUCCUGAUGUAUGAGGACCGCGGCGGGCGCCUGAGCGAGCCCGGCAGCCGGCCUCCUCCGGGGCCAUGGCCAGCGCGGCCGUGCAGCUGCUGGGCUUCCUGCUCAGCUUCCUGGGCCUGGUGGGCGCGCUGAUCACCACCCUCCUGCCGCACUGGCGCCGCACGGCGCACGUGGGCACCAACAUCCUGACGGCCGUGUCCUACCUGAAGGGGCUGUGGAUGGAGUGCGUGUGGCACAGCACGGGCAUCUACCAGUGCCAGCUCUACCGCUCGCUGCUGGCGCUGCCGCGAGACCUGCAGGCGGCCCGCGCGCUCAUGGUCAUCUGCUGCCUGCUGUCGGGCGUGGCCUGCGCCUGCGCCGUGCUGGGCAUGAAGUGCACCCGCUGCGCCAAGGGCUCCCCGGCCAAGACCACGUUCGCCGUGCUGGGCGGCGCGCUCUUCAUCCUGGCCGGCCUGCUGUGCAUGGUGGCCGUGUCCUGGACCACCCACGACGUGGUGCAGAACUUCUACAACCCGCUGCUGCCCAGCGGCAUGAAGUUCGAGAUCGGGCAGGCCCUGUACCUCGGCUUCAUCUCCUCGUCCCUGUCGCUCAUCGGUGGCACCCUGCUCUGCCUCUCCUGCCAGGACGAGGCGCCCUCCAGGCCCUACCAGCCCCAGCCCAGGGGCGCCCCGGCCACCACCGCACCGGCCUACCGACCCCCCGCCGCCUUCAAGGACAACCGGGCCCCCUCGGCCACCUCGGCCUCGCUCAGCGGGUACAGACUGAACGACUACGUGUGAGUGCCCAGGGCCUGUCCCUCCCCGAGCUCACAGACGCAGCAGGACCCGGGCUCGCACCCAUGCCGUGUCAGGCACCCAGCUGACUUCUGGACUACUCUUUGGUGUCCAGAGGAAUAAUAUGAACAGGAGGGAGUGGGCUUAGAACACAGAGAAGGAAGGAAAAAAAGGGGGAGAAAAGCUCUAUCUACCAAAGACUUCAUCCUUUCUGGUUUUUUAUUUAUUAUAUGUAUUUAUGUGGGUGAUUUAAUAACUGCUGAAUGAAAGGCAACUUGGGAGUUUGGUCUGUGGGGUUUGUUUGCAAUAUAGGAAUAAACCUUUGGAUGUGGUUGUUAAUGA